Molecule: messenger RNA, 2302 nt
Organism: Condylostylus longicornis
Lineage: Eukaryota; Metazoa; Arthropoda; Insecta; Diptera; Dolichopodidae
Product: ankyrin repeat domain-containing protein 13D
Exons: 10
Coding region: 134-2065 (643 amino acids)
Cellular component (GO): cytoplasm
Molecular function (GO): protein binding
Source: RefSeq, a predicted model, not a curated record
UUUAAUUUUCUAGUUUUGAUUGUCAUUAUAGUGACUCCAAUUUAAAAAUUUUUUAUAAAUAUAAAACUUGAUUUAAUGAUUAUUUAUAUAUUUAAAUGUAAUUAAAAUUUUAAUUUAAAGUCAAAAAUCAAAAAUGAAAAGCAUCGAAAGUAUAACAAAGGAGUACCCUUUACAUUAUCUGGUGUGGAAUAACGACUAUGAAAAUCUGGCAAAGGAACUAAAAACUGGAAAGCAUGAUAAAGAAAAAUUAGAUCCAAGGGGUAGAACCCCUUUAAUGCUAGCUGUUAAAUUGUCACAUGCACAAUCGGUGAAGUGUUUGUUAUCGGCAAAAUGUAAUGCUAAUUUUGAAUGCGAUGGAUGGUCAACUGUUCAAGAAGCAGUAUGUGCUGGAGAUGAAAAUAUCCUUACUAUGGUAUUAGAAGUUAGAGAUUUACAAAGGCAUAUACAAAGAGUUACUCAUGUUCCUCAAUUGCUGCAGCAUUUGCUUGACGCACCAGAUUUUUAUGUAGAAAUGAAGUGGGAAUUUACUUCAUGGGUGCCAUUAAUGUCAAGAUUAUGCCCGAGUGAUACGUACAAGGUGUACAAACGGGGUGCUAAUGUUAGAAUAGAUACUACCUUAUUGGGCUUCGAUAAUGCGACUUGGCAAAGGGGUAACCGGUCAUAUAUAUUUAAAGGAUUAAAGGACUCUGCUACUAUGAUUGAAAUAGAUCACGACACGCACGAGGUGCUUGUAGAGCAGCUGCAAAGUGUUGUUGGCGAAGUAGAAGGCAUUCCAAUUCCCGUGGGUUCCGCUCGAGCUCGCCUAAGUGCUCCAGUUAUGUCUAACAAUAUAGAUAUGGAUAAAAUUAGCUUUGAACGAAAUAAAAGUGGAAUAUGGGGUUGGAGGCGAAAUGAUAAAUGCGAAGCAGUAAAUGGAUAUAACUGCAAGGUAUAUGGAGCAAGUAAUGUCGAAUUUAUAACAAGAACCAGAACUGAACAUCUGAAUGAAGAUCAAAUGCGGGCAAAAAAUUCACGAUCUCCUUUACAUAAUAUACUUGGGUUUACUGAAGAAGAACUUGCCGCAAAUCCUGAAUUAGCGAAUAAUCGCGAAACAGUAUCGACACCAAACUCCGAUGACAAAAGUGAUAAUGAAGUGACAAACGAUGACAGUGGCAGUAGCAGUUCUGGGAACACAACUCCAAAAUCUUUAAUUCCUGAGGAAUAUUUUUCCGAUGCUGACCUUAAUGGAAGAGAUGUUGGUAGACCUAAGAAAAUUAAUACUAAAGUUCAAAGGUUUAAAGCAACUGUAUGGCUUAGCGAAGAUUUUCCAAUUAAAUUGCAGGAACAGGUAUUACCAAUUUUAGAUUUGAUGUCAACUAUGGCUAGUCCGCAUGUGUCAAAAUUAAAAGACUUUAUAACAAUGCAACUGCCGUCAGGGUUUCCAGUCAAAGUUGAAAUACCAUUGUUUCAUGUAUUAAAUGCAUGUGUUACAUUUGGCAAUGUAUUUGGUACUGUAAGCCCAGUAGAUAUGGUUCAAACUAUAGAAGAAAAUGAGCGACUAACUUGCGUUAUAGAUGAUCAAUGCUUUGAAAUACCGAGCCAUUAUGUUAAUAGAGAUCACGAUCUUCGACGCCAAUUCACAUUAGAAGAUGAAGACGAUUUAUUACAAUUAGCUAUAGAACAAAGUUUAAACGAAUCGAGCGCUUCAGAUAUAGAUAAAGUUGACAUAUGGGAAGCAUUAAAAGGUAGUAGUGGGCAAAAAGAUAGCACUGCUAAUAGUCCAAAUAGAAAUUUUCUAAGUGAAGAAGACGCUCAGUUACAAAGAGCGCUUCAAAAGUCAUUAAGCCAAUUUAAAAAUAUGGGCAGUGAUGGUAAUUCAUUAUUACAAACUCAAAAUCAACCUCAAUCGCCAGUGAAUUCGUUAAUAUCUCCUGGAUCUGAUUUUAAUCGAUUAAAUUACUGUGAUCCAGAUCUAGCAAUGGCACUGCGCAUUAGUGAACAAGAACAGAAAGAAUAUGAACUACAAUUGCAACAGGAGCAGGAAAUGAUGGAAAGAAUUUUAAAAUUAAGCUUAGAAGAAAAAUAAAUACAAAAAUUUUAAAAUAUUAAAACGAAACUUUUUGUUACAAAAAAAAACAAACUAGGAAAAACUUUAUACUUCGUAAUAUAAUUAAAACAAAAAACGUAUAUAUUAAUCAAUUUUCAUGGAAGUAAAAAUAAGAAAUUGUAAAAUCAAAAUAUUUAAAAUAUAAAAAUUGUACUUGUAAAAAAUAUGUAAUAAGCCAAAAACAAAAAAUGAAAAGAACAAAAAAAAACCGAUACU